This is a messenger RNA of Dalotia coriaria, 4483 nucleotides long. Its product is annotated as cell surface glycoprotein 1-like. The record is from RefSeq and is a predicted model, not a curated record. Lineage: Eukaryota; Metazoa; Arthropoda; Insecta; Coleoptera; Staphylinidae. Gene Ontology annotation, cellular component: PRC1 complex. The transcript is spliced from 5 exons. The coding region runs from base 294 to 3797 and encodes 1167 amino acids. Gene Ontology annotation, molecular function: promoter-specific chromatin binding. Gene Ontology annotation, biological process: negative regulation of transcription by RNA polymerase II.
ACAACGCACAGCGCUCGCACACACGCUGACGGUCACGAAGCUCUCGCAUACAUCGCGCAUUCAAUACUAUUACAUCAACUGUCAAGUCGUCUCCGCUGGCGCGCUUGUUAUUGUUUUUCCGCGCGCGGUCAUCGCGAGCGAUGUCUCGUCGUCUGAGCCGCCUGGCAUUGCGACGCAACCAACGCAAUCACAAACUCCAGCGAACGGUCACUCGCGAAUCGCCGCUGGUGCGAUCGCCGCCGCCGAGGGGUGCAAUGCGGAGGAUCACGGCGUGAGCGCGCGCGUGCCCCCUGAUGAUACUCAAAAGUGCCGCGAGCGUCGUGGCGCUCCAGCAGCAUGAGUGCGCGCCCAAGAGUGUCACCAGCACGGCCGCCUCCGCUGCUGGAGAAGGCGCCAACCAACGUGUGGCGCGGCGUGUGCCCAUCGUCGACCUCAACGAGCACCUCACGUGCUUCCUCUGCAAGGGAUACUUUAUUGAUGCCACCACAAUCAUUGAAUGUCUACACUCCUUCUGCAGGGGAUGCAUUGUGAAAUACCUAGAGAGCAAUAAAUAUUGUCCAGUGUGUGAUGUGCAAGUACACAAAACAAAACCACUGCUCAACAUCCGACCUGAUAAAAUCCUGCAGGAUAUUGUAUAUAAACUGGUACCUAAACUAUAUCACAAUGAGACGCAAAAACGUCGAGAUUUUUACGCGGCGCAUCCGGAAUCGAAACCCUCCGGGCUGGAAACGCGCGCUGAGGCAUCCUAUCAGCAUCUCUUGACGCCCGAUGAGAUGCUAUGCAUCUCUUUGAUGUACAAUGGCGCGGCUGACAAGUGCACACCGCGUUAUCUGCGCUGCAGCGCCUCUCUAUCCAUUUGGCAUCUACAGAAACUCAUCCGGAAUAAAUACGACCUCAGCGUGCAUCAUCGUGUUGAAAUUCUGCAUCAGGAUGAAGCUCUGGCUGCGUAUUUGACGCUCAUGGAUGUUGCGUAUAUUUAUUUAUGGCGACGCAAAGUACCAUUGGCGCUCACAUAUCGUAUCUACGAGAGCACAAAGAAGGCAAACUCACAAAGUCUUAAUCUAAGCGCGGAGAAUAACAAUAAUAACGAUUCGAGCGGUGAGGAAGGCUGGAAAGAAGUGCAGCUGCGCAUCAGUGAAAAUGGCGAGAUGAGCGUGACAGGUAUACAGGAUUGCCUAAGUCUCCUCGACGCGAAUAUCCUACAAGAUGAUAAAGAUAUGAGCGAAAAGAGUAAAAAAGAGAAAGAUACAGAUGCGGCCAUUAAAGCUUCACCGUCGAAAAAGUUGAAAGUCGAUAAGAAAGGCAGCAAGGAUGUCAAGGACACAAAGGACACGAAAGAUCCUAAACGGGAGACACGAUCAGCGUUGCAGGUUAAAAACACGCCUGCAGAAAAGAGUGCAAAGAUACCCAAAGAGAGAAAGCGAAAAAGCAUGGACGCCAUUGUUGAAGAUGUCAAAAAUACAGAUGUUGACACAUCAAAUAAGAAAUCCAAAUUGGACGAGUUGCAAUCAACUCUACCGGCUUGUAUUUCAAUCACGACCAAAUCGCCAGUGAUACUCAAUCAUUCGCUUGGCCUGCAGAACCUGUCGAAUAAUCAUCCGCUCAAGAAACAUUCACUGGCGAGUACAAAACCCUCGACUGCUGUCAGUCUCAACAGUGUGACGACUGUGUCGCCAUCUACGUACAAUCAAACCCACCAUCUUAAACAGCAACAGAUUAAAACAACCACUGCUAGUACAAACGCGCAAACCGAAACUAGUGCUAGUGUAGUCACACCGAGCACGUUGAAGGUGUCAACGGUGAGUUCGUCGUCUACAGUGAAAUCCACAGCGGCGUUGUGUACAGCUACGACAAGUUCGACGUGCACGCCAUCUGCAUCGUUGGGUAAACAUAGUCCGCAACCAUACGCGCAGUUUCAGCGUGUGUAUACCCCACCAUCGACUAAUUAUACACCGAUAAAUGUACCUAGUGUACCGAAUAUUCACGCGAAUCGUAUGGGGAUGUCACCAGCGCCAUUGCGGCAUUAUAAUCCACGUGGACAAGGGCAAUCACCGCAUGCGCAGAGAUUCAAAACAAUGGAGACAAGUGUCGCUGGUAGCCCUGGUGGUAAACAAUGGAAUCAAAGACCGGAAAUGAGACCGCAAACUCCACCACCACCCCAGGUGGGAUCCACGAAUGAUUUACGCAAUGUCCGACCGGCGAAGUUUUUCAAAAUGCGCAAUAACAUGCCGAGAUAUUUAGGAUGUCCGGCAUCCGGGGUGAAACCAAUGUAUCAGGUGCAAGAUAGUCCGGAAAAAGCAGACGAAAAGAAGGAAUCCACACAGAAAACUGUAAAAGAAACAAAAGAUGAUGAUAAACAACAAAAAGAUGUAAAGAAAUCUGCGCCGCCCGCUACCUGUACAGAGAUUAAACGUCAUUCGAUUGUGAAAAUCGAUCCGAAGACACUCAAACCCAUCGCGGAUCGUGCGCCGGAAAUGACCAGCCUGACGACGUACAAUAUAAAACCGCCGGUGAGUUCACCGCAGCAGGAUUUGAAGAUUAACACCUCGUCGGUGUCGAUUUUCAAUCCGAUCAAGCUGCAAACGGAGCGCAAGAGUCCACAUUCACCUAUUAGCAAGCGACCGGCUUCUAGUCCGACGAGUGCUGGUAAUCCGCCGCCACCCACGCAAAGUCAAUCACCAGCGAUGGUGACUACUGUCAGCAGUGGCGCAAUGCCGAUGAGUAGCGGUAUGAUGAAUAUGCAUGCGAAGCAUCAGAAGGCGAGUUUGAGCUACACGCCGCCGAAUCCGUACGUGCCGAAUCUGCAAUCGCCGACGCUCAACCCGAAUCAGUUUAUGUAUCCGUCACCGGCUGCGUUUCCGCCGUAUGAUUCCAUGAUGGCGGCGGCGUUCCUCGCGUAUUCACGCGCGCCGUAUAAUUAUGACUUUCAUAAAAUGCAAAUGGCGCACGGGCAUGCGCCGUAUAGUGUGCAGCCAUUGGUGAUGAUGAGUCAGGCGCAACCGCCGACGAAUCCGCAACCCGCGACACCCAAGAAAAGCAAAGAGAGUAAAGAGAAGUCUACGACACGGACGAGUUCACCGAAAACUGAAAGUCCGAAAUUACUAACGUCUAAAGAUGAUAAUAACACCAAAGAAACAACAAAAGUUUCCACUUUGAAGGAAUCUAAAGAUGUUGCAAAGAAUAAUACGAAUUCAACAAGCAAUAAACCGGUUAAAAGCGAUAAAUCACUACAGAAUGCUCUCGAUAAACUAACAAAAGCUAAAAUGGCUGGGGACGGAGCCGAACAUAAAACAGAAACAAGUGAAAAACCAAGAAAUAAAAAUAAAAUCGAGAUUAAAUCACAAAUUACGAUCACAUCACAAGGAAAUGUCAGCAGUAUACAAAUACAAAACAAAUCAAAUGACACCGAGAAAGUUUUACAGGAAACUGUAAUCGAUGCACCAACAAACACAGAUAAAACACCAAGUAAUGAAGAAAAUACGAAUACAAAACAAGAAGAUAAAACAGACACUAAAACUGUGGAAGAAAUUGCACCGAAAACAAGUGAAUCAUCAGAAAAUAAUAAACCAGAAGAAGUAAAAUCAAAAGAAGACACACUACCGCCACCUAGUGAUGAUAAUAUCAAGAGUAAAGGUAAAGAAGAAGAAAAAGUUGCUGAAGCGAUAAAAGAUGAUGAAAAACCCGCUGAUCCUCCUCCAGCAGUUGAAGUGGAAGUUAGAGUUGAGAAGAAAGUUGACGACGCAGUGCAAAAUGACGAUGCAACAAGCGAAAACAAUGAUAAAACAAAGUGCACGUAAACACAUAUGACGCCAGUGUGCGCCAAUCUCAUUUAAAGUGCCUGUAAAGUGAGCGAUAUUGAAACUCUAUCAAGUUGAAACUGUGAGAUAUAAAUUAUAAUCAUAGAAAUUCUAUAUAAUGAUAAUAUUUAACACACGUACGGAUAGGAAUCUAACGUUAAUUUGGAGUUUAUCAGGUCACAAUGUAGAUGUAAAUAAGAUGUGUGAGCAGAGUUGCAUACAUUCGACAGUGAAAAUUUCGGUGCCUUCUAGACCAGAGUUUCGGGACAAAACAAAUAUAUUUUGAGAAGAUUAUUAAAAACAAACAAAAAUAAUUGAUUUGACGGAGCAAAAUUUUGAAGAAGCAAAACUAAUGUUUAAUUAGUCUUAGUUUACGAUUGCAAGAGCAGAUGUAUAUGAGAAUGUCGGAUGAUUCGAGACACAACAUGGCGCUCGGAAAUGGGUUUAUACAUACAUAAUAUAAGCAAGAAUAUAUUAUUAAAUUAGUUGCUAGGUCUGUAUGAUACUUGUAGGUUUUUUUGUUUGUUUAGCAGAGAGAAUUUCAUAUACUUACAGAGCGCGCGCGCAGGUGUGUAUUUUAUUUUAUUUGUUGUUGCGUUGGGUUUAUGCAUAAUGCCGACUUGGAGUUGAUUUUUGUUUCGUUUGUAAGCAAGAUGCAAAUGCAAAUUAAAGAUUUAUCACCUUAA